GUAUGUUAUAUAUUUAAUUAUUUUAUUGCAAAUUCCAAUGUAUCAUUUUACCAAAUUAUACAUACAUAUUUCAGACGAUUCAAAAUGUAUUGGAUAAUCAGUUAAAUUCUUCCCUCCGACUAGUCCCUUUUUCGUAGAGCUUUCUUUCAGCCAAAAAUUUAUUCUCCUUUCUGGGUUUAGCUGUCAAAAUUGAAUAAAAUCCUAUGAAAUGUUACCCAUCGAUCUCAACAAUGAGACCGCCUAUUCCAUUGUGGUCUUCGGGGCCUCCGGGAAACUGGCCAAGCAGAACAUUUUUCCGGUGCUCUGGAGUCUUUACCGGGACAACCGGCUGCCGCAGGGUACCCGAAUAUAUACGUUUUGCAGGACGCCUCUGCAGACGAAGUCGUACCGGCUGCAGGUGAUUCCGUAUAUGAACCUGGACAAGAACCGCGACCCCGCGAAGUACAACAGCUUCUGGAUGAACGUGCACUGCGUUCAGGGGGAGUAUGACAAACCCGAGUGCUACGAGUGCCUGGUCUCGCUGAUGGCCACCCACGAGGUGAAGCACAAUCAGACCGUGGCGAACCGGAUCUUCUACUUGGCCGUGCCGCUCGCCGUCUUCGACCAGGUGACCCUCAACACCAGCCGGAAGUGCAGCUCUACCACGGGCUGGAACCGGAUCGUUGUGGAGAAGCCCUUCGCCCGGGACGACGUGACUUUUCGGUCGUUCCAGUCGUCGCUGUGCAACUGUUACAAGGAGUCGCAGAUAUUUCUGAUGGACCAACUGAUGAGCAAGCAGGUAUUGCAGAACUUCCUCGCCCUGCGCUACUCCAACCACUUGUGGGGCGAGACCCUCAACAACCGCCACGUGGCGGCCGUGAUGAUAACGGUGAAGAGUGCGGACCCGGUGCCGGCCAGCCGAGCGGAGUACUUCAACCAGUUCGGCAUAAUUCGCGACGUAAUGACCAACCACAUGGUGCAGAUGAUGGCCAUGCUGACGAUGGACCAGCCGUACUCCAACAACCCGGAGGAGCUGCGCAUCGAGCGCCUGAAGGUUCUGCGCGACAUCCUGACACCCAAUAUGGGCGAUGUGAUCAUAGCCCAGUACAAGAAUAACGGAGUUGAGACGGACCCGGACAAGUGCGGCUACACGGAGCACUCAUACGUCCCCAAGGACUCCUUCACACCCACCUUUGCCAUGGUUGUGCUGCAGAUGAAGACGCGGCGCUGGGCGGGAGUGCCGUUCAUCCUGCGAGCCGGCCGGGCCCUUAACGACACAAAGGUUGAGGUGAGGGUUCAGUACAAGGCCGCCGACUGUGACUCCUUCCACAGUGAUAGCUCAGAUGUGCGCAACGAGCUGGUACUGCGCCUGCACCCCUUCGAGGAGGUCUUCAUGCGGAUGCGACUCAAGCGGCCCGGCGAAGAUCUUUGCUUGCGGGAGACGGAGCUGAACCUGCGGGUCGACGAUCGAGGACCCCGUGUUCCGACCAGCCUUGCCAGCCUGCUGCUUGACGUCUUCUCCGGCAACCAGUCGCUCUUCAUGCGCACCGACGAGCAGUGCGAGAUCUGGCGCAUCUUCUCUCCCAUCCUGUCCGUAAUCGACAAUGACCGCCCCAGGCCGCUCUUUUACGAGUUCGGGACCCGUGGCCCUAUUGCUGCCUACCACAAGGCGGAGCGCGCCGGGUUCCUCUUCUUCGCCUCCGACGAGUGGCACCAGAGUGUGGAUACCCUGGCGUACACGGUGCAGAAGAGCAAGCUACUCAUUGGGCCGCACACCGGCUUCAAGCCGCUCCGAGCGAUCAAGUCCAGGAAGUCAUCGAAACGGGAGACUCGCUCCUAGUCCCCUGGCGGAGAGGACUAAUAAAGUCAACAACGAAAGUUUUUUAAUUAAACCAGUGGCACUGCCGGCUGGCCCAGUUGGCCUCCUUGGUGCCCCUUGGUUCGACAAAGUCAAGCUCAUCAACACAUAUUCGUUGUUGUGAACUGCAGUUUGUUGGCGGUGUGGUUGUUCUCCCGGUCGGGUAUAAAUAAUAUGCAUGAUUUGGCCAUUGUCCCUUGGCCGCACUGGAGGCCCCAAAGAGUCCAUCGAUGGAAGCUUUUGGAUACUCUGAUACUGAGGGAUUAUGGAUAACUCCACUAAAUUUGUGUAUACAUUUUGGUACAAAGGGUCACUCUCUGUUGAAAAUAGUAAAUACAAUUAAAGCGGAGAACUGGCUUCUUUAAAGAUGGAAGGAAUUUGUUACCAAAAAGUUGUAGCAUCCUCUUAGAAUUCUAUCAAUUAAAUGAUUUUUGUAUAGUUA
Molecule: messenger RNA, 2279 nt
Organism: Drosophila ananassae
Lineage: Eukaryota; Metazoa; Arthropoda; Insecta; Diptera; Drosophilidae
Product: glucose-6-phosphate 1-dehydrogenase
Exons: 1
Coding region: 209-1819 (536 amino acids)
Biological process (GO): glucose metabolic process; pentose-phosphate shunt, oxidative branch
Cellular component (GO): cytosol
Molecular function (GO): glucose-6-phosphate dehydrogenase activity; NADP binding
Source: RefSeq, a predicted model, not a curated record